This is a messenger RNA of Oncorhynchus masou masou (cherry salmon), 8738 nucleotides long. Its product is annotated as histone-lysine N-methyltransferase ASH1L-like. Gene Ontology annotation, molecular function: histone H3K4 methyltransferase activity; DNA binding. The transcript is spliced from 12 exons. Gene Ontology annotation, biological process: regulation of DNA-templated transcription. NCBI's taxonomy places the organism in Eukaryota, Metazoa, Chordata, Actinopteri, Salmoniformes, Salmonidae. The record is from RefSeq and is a predicted model, not a curated record. Gene Ontology annotation, cellular component: nucleoplasm. Bases 2532 to 6767 code for a protein of 1411 amino acids.
AGCAGGAUUGUAGUGUGGAGGGAAGUAGAAGUUGGUAUCGAGCAUGAGCCCUUAGAUCUGUGAUCCCUUCACGAACAAAAGAAAGAAAGAAAGAAAGAGGAAGGAAGGAAUGAUACCUUUUUAAAGGAUUUCAAAAGAGUUUUCCAGUAAGUGCAGGCAUUCUUGGAAAGGGCUGCUCUGCUGAGUAUGAUUGGUCCCCUGGGGUUCCGUUCAGUGAGGUCAUCAGUGAGGUCAUCAUCUGAAUCAUCUCCUGAGUGACUUUACUGCCAUCUGCUUCAUACGACCACACACACACACACACACACACACACACACACACACACACACACACACACACACACACACACACACACACACGUACACACACACACACGUACACCACACACACACACACACACCAUACACAUGCGGCUAGGGAAAUUGUGUUGCAGCAUUUUCUUCCGGACUUUAGACGGAGAGAGCGGAGGAAAGAGAGGGAGCUGACUCCAGUUGUAGGGUUUAGUAUAGUGUCGGGUUGCCAGGCUGGGUGAUGCUGUGGUCAGCUGCAGUGGAGAACAGGACAUUGAGCUGGUGUCUCUUGUGGUCUGUUAUAAGCAUUAUAUUCAAGUCUGACUGACUGACAGACAGAGAGGGACAGAGUGCUGGACAGUUGGGUCAAGAAAGCCUUUUGAUAUUUAAUCUCUGGACAAUACCUGUUCCCUUCCACCCUGGGUGCUGCACCCCCCACCCCUCCCCCCUCACAUCUCUGAUGGACCAGAGAGCGAAGGGGGGCCCAUCUCUACCUCCACCAUCCUCAUCGCCUCUCCUCCCCACAGCCCCACCACAGCAGUACCCAGAGAAAGAGGCAGGCGGUGGGACGAGGAAGAGGAUAGAGAAGGAAGGAGGUGGUGCAGUACUGGAGGUGCUCAUUGAGGGGUGCUGUGGUGCUGCAGGGCAGAGACAGCUCCCAUUCCCAGGCAGAGAGAGGAGCUGCACUGAGGGCAAUGUGAGGCUGAGGAUCGGAGUCCAAACGGCCAAACGCACCAAGAAACCUCCCAGGACCCUGGAGGGCUACGAGUGUAAACCCACCAUCAGGACGUACCAGAGGCCUGGGAGGGGGGCAGCAGGGAGGGGGGUCAGGAGGGAGGGCGGAGUGGGCAGGGGAACCGUCCUCAGGAGGAGGGGGACGGAGAGCAGAACCAGGGGUCAGACCCCAGCACCACCCAGACCAGGAAGAUACACUCCUCCUCGCCUUCGUCUUCAUCAUCAUCAUCAUCAUCAUCAGCCCCUACAACCACCCCUCCCAGCCCAGCCAACCCUCAGACUGCGCCAGCCAAACAGCAGGUCCCUGUGAACCUGGGCUAUAAGAAGUCAGACACCCUAACGGAGAAACCAUGGCACCCUGACCCACCUGAUGCCCACAGCCAACUACCUUCACCUGCCCAAAUGGACCAGGCAAUCGCCUCUGACCCCACAGCUUCAUCCCCCCAUUCCCCCCCUCCCUCAUCACCCCAUUCCCCCUUGGUAAAGGACCCUAGCGGUGAGGCAGGUGUUAAGGGUGAGGGAGGUAUGCUGAAUGGGGGAGUACCUAAAGUCACCUGCCAUCCUACCAGACUCACAAAGGUCAAAGGUCGCAAACAGAACUGUUCUUCCUCAGCCGCCCCCACUAACGUGAACUCAGCCUCCAGCCCCCAUCAGGCUGACCUUGCAGCCCAGGACAGGACUACAGGCUUCAGCUGCCCUCCUACACCACCCCCAUCCACACCCCUACUUCCAGACCAGAGAGGAGCCCCAGUGGCUUAUGGGAGACUGAGUCCUGCUGCCUCCCUCACCAGCCUGAGCAGGGGACCAUUACUACCAUCUUCUGUGGGAAAUGGGAGAGGGAAGGAGGAGAAAGCCAAGAAGAAGAAAGAGAAAGAUGACAAAGCGAGGGGUGAGAAAGGGAAGGGUAAGAGAGGGGAGAAGGGGAGAGGGAAGGAGGACAGAGGGAGGAAUGAGAGUCCAAAGAUGGACAGAGAUGAGAAGGGGAAGGAGGGAACUGGGAUGGAUGAGAGCAGGAGGGAUAUGACGGGGAAGGAGGAGAGAAAUGGGGACGAGGACAAGGAAAGAGAGAAGCCCAGAGACUUGAGGAUGAAUAAAUCGCCCUCUUCUACAAAGAGUCAGAUGUCUGAGGUUCAGAGCAGGAAGACAGGUACACCCAGCCCAGACCUGACCAGCAGAACAGGGGAAUCAGAUGAUACUGGUGCCCCCUCAAGACCCACCGUCUCUCCCUCCAACCCAUCCACUGCCUCCUCUCCCCUCACUUCCCUUCCUCCUCCCUCUCUCUCUCUCCACUCUUCCUCUCCUCCUACCUCCCCCCGAGAGCAGGACAGCCGUCCACUGAAGAAGCGUAAAACCCGACGGCCAAGCUGGACCAGGCUGGUGAACCGGGCACAGAGACUGGCAGAGAACCCAGAUGGCCGCCAAGAUGUCCCCUUAGUUGCCCCACAGACCCCCACUACCCCCCAGACACCCGCAACUACUAACUCACCCAACCUUCGGUCAGCUGAGUCAUGCCUAGCCCCUCCGUUCCCCCACCCUCCAGUCUGUCCUCCCUCUCCCCUUCUACCUCCACCCCUGUGAGACCCAGACCAGCAGGACGACCCCCAUCCCCUACCCAGUCUCACCUGUUGACCUCUGACCCUAGCCCUUCACCUGGACCUGACCGUCCUGUCUCUCAAGCCAGAAAAAGGGGUCGCCCCAAAUCCCAAACCUGGAGCUUGGACGAACCCCAACCCAGACACUCCCCUAAACCUACCCAAGCUGAGAUGCUCCCUCAUGGGCAUGAUGAGACUCCGGACCCCCAUGUGCUCAACCCAGUGCUGGAUCACAGGCCCACCCUCACCAGUCCCUCUUGCCCCAACCCCACGCCCAGGAAACGAGGUCGCCCCAAACGGCUGCCACCCUCCCCCCUCCUCCCCAAACAGACUCUCCAGGACCAGAACAGGGGUACACUGACCCCCUCUGGAGGUGAGGAGGGGGGUAAAGACUUCCCCUCUGAAAAGGGGAACAGGAAGCUGAGGAUGAGGAUGAGGAGCAUCAUAGGAGAGAUGAAGAGGAGGAAGAAGAGGAGGCUACUUAGGGAAAUGCUUUCUGGGUGUGGAGGGGGGAAGGAGGGGAGAGGAAGAGAGGGAGGUAGAGAGAACUCUCGUGGGUGUGCAGGAGGGGUGUGUGGGUCGCCCACAGCACCCUCCCUGUCCUCCUCCUUUGGGGGUAAACUAGGUCCCCAGAUCAACGUGAGUAAGACGGGGACCAUCUACAUGGGGAAGAGGAGAGGACGCAAACCCAAAGCUCCAGCUAACUCUAACCCUGCCUCUCAGUCCACACUGUUCACCAGUCUCUCUAGUUCCUCUCUCUUCUCCUCUCCCCAGCCCCAUCCUUCCCUCUCUCACCCAUUCCCCUCCCCAUCUCUCACCCACUCCAGUGGAGCCCAGAGCCCUUACAGUGAUGGAGGCUGCACAGAACCUGCUCCCUCCCUCUUCCUCCCCCACACCUUCUCCCUCCCCUCACCCUCCUCCUCCUGCGCAUCGCCACGUCCUCUCUCCUCCUCCUUCUCCUCCUGCUCAUCCCUCUCUCCCUCCCUAAAGAGGAGUUCUCCAGGUCAGGGACGACAUCCCCUCUUCCACCAUCCCUCCAGCAGACUCUCUUCUCCUCCUCUUCCUCACCCUCUUUACUCCCAUCUGCCGGUCUUCCCCACACACCUGAAAGAGGCCACACCCUCACAUAUCAGGAAAUCACACAGCAAGGAGAUGUUGCCUAGUGAUAGUGUGAUUGGAAUGGACCACAACACUAUCUCAGAGCGGGGGGAGAGGAGGGGCCGAGGGAGAGGGGGGGUAACCAUGGGAAUGACCUCAGAUGUCACCCGGUCAGUGUUCCGGACAGGUUUAGGGGUCAACCUGAAGGGUCAGAGACAACCCUCACCCUCCAUGUUACUAGAACACCUCCCCCCUGUACCCUCACCCAUCAGAGUGUCAGCCUCACCCCCCUCUCCCCCCUCUGCCUCCCCCAGACACACGCCUCCUUCUGACUUAGUGGAACCCAGAGACAGACACAGGCACAGGCGGAGGGGGUACGAAUGUCCCUAUACCUGCCCCCCCUGCCCCUGCCUAGGGCACAACACACACAAGAAACACAAACACAAGAGGAAGUACCAGCACCUGCUCAUGCACGCGCACGACCCAGACUUCCUCUCUGAACUGGAUGAUCUCAUUGGGCAGUUCAGCGAAGUCCGCAUCGGGCGCCACCGUGAUUGGGCCAGAGCUGGAUUGGGGCAGGAUCUCGAUGAGAGUGGGGAGAAAAGACGCCACUCUUCCUUAUUGUCAUCGCAAAAUUUCCGCUCAAACGUUUACAGAAUCAACUUGAGUGGAUACUACUCACCUCACCCCCUGUCUUACCCCCCUCACCCCUCCUUCUCCCCGCUCCACCCCCACCCCUGCCACGGCCUGCCUUAUGGCAGCAGAAAGCCAGAGCUGAGGUUGAGGUGUGGCUGUCCCACCAAGCCCUGUGAGUCCUUAGACCAGGGUGACUGUGGCCAGGGGCGGAGGUGUGCCUUACAGGGUAUCACAGGGCACCUCCACCCCUCCUCUCUCAGUACCCCCCUGGCCUCCUCCACCACCUCUUCCACCACCCCAAUGCCUCUGGGUUUUGGCUACUACAGAGGCUAUCCUCUGACCAUGGCCCAUUACCCAAAUCCCCACCCCUCCUUUCCCCUGCCUCCCCCUCGCCCCUACGCCCCCCACCUUCACCCCCCUCACCUCCUCCUCAACCCAGCCAGGUUCCACAGGAGGAGGAGCAGGCAGCUGAGGGAGGCUGGGUUGGGUGGAGGUGGAGGUGAGGACAUGGGGGUUAUGGGUGAGGGAAAGAGGGCUGGGGUCCGUUCCUGUCCAGCAGGGUCCGUCCCUGGUCGGUCCUGUGUCUGUGGGGGGAGUGAACACAAGCUCAGACACAAACAUCGUCACAGACAGCGUGAUCGUGACGGAAAGGAAGAAGAGGAUGAGAGAGUUGCCGGGUCACAGCUAAGGUCAGAGUUCACCACAGGGUCAGGAGGAAGUAGAAAGACUGGAGGACAAGGGAGUGCUGGGUUGAUGGAGUCUCCACUGCAACAUAGGCACGGCAAAUACCCCUCUUCUUUCUUCUCUGCUUCUGCUAAACCAGCCUCUUCAUCAUCAUCAUCAGAGAGGCUCAAACACACACCCCUCACCUGUCUAGGCUCCUCUCACCUGUCCUCUUUCGGGGAGGGCUGGGGGGUUCGGCAGAACCCCUGGCUGAGGAGAGGGGGGCUGGGGGCAGGAUUCAGACCCCUCGAUCCCACCUGGGGUACACUGACAGAAGAGCAGAGGACAGCCGCUGUGGGGGGGUCAGAGAGAGAGGCGGGGGAGAGACACACACCCUGUCACAGCACCUUCACCCCCCCGACACACACCAACCUCUUCACCUCCUCUGCCACCAGUGGGAGGGGCAAGAGGAGUGGAAGACACAAUUGGAGACCAGGGAGUCAAGACGGGUCAUUGAGGAGUGAGGAGCCAUCACAGACAGAGAGAAGAGGCACAGACCCACACUAUGACCUGAGCAGAAGGCAACUGAAGUGGCUGAGAAGUGGUCAACGUUUUGGGGCUAAGAGAGGGCCUGGACGACCCAGGAAGAACCCUCUAGCCUCCCCUUUGCUCUCCCCCUUCCUCUCGCCUACAAGCCUACCAAACCCUCCAACUGAGACAGACGUCCAGAACAGAGACAGAAACAGAGGAAGAGGAGGAGGAGAUUCAGUACAAGAGGUUAUUGAAGCUGUGAUUCACAGCCAGAGGAGGAGAAGACGGAAGAGGAGGCACAUUGAGAAAGAGGAGGUCGAGCAUCCAUCCUGUCUCCAAAGUUCUGGUGAGCCAGUCACCCACUCCCCCUCCAUAUGCACAGGCCAAUCAGAGCUAACCCAAACUCCAUCCCUCACCCCGGCCAGCCAAUCAGAUAAGGGAGCUGACCAGCUGCCGAGGAAGAGGUUUCAAAGGGCGGGGCUCUACUCAGAUGACUACAAAACUACAGAUCCCUCCUCUCAGAACCAGCUGAACAGAGAGAGACUGGAAUAUACACCAGGAGAACAAGACUACAGCCUCCUGCCUGCUCCCAUACAUGUUGGGAAGUACUUAAGAAUGAGACGUAUUGACUUUCAGUUGCCCUUUGACGUCAUGUGGCUCUUCAGGCACAACCAGCUCCACAAAGAGCCAGAUGUUCCUCUGACCAGAGAGAUCUCAUCCUACCAACCAAAAGAGAAGAGCCUGUCCAGUCACCAGACAGGGGUGUCCCUCCCUCCCUCUCCCCAGGAGGAGUGUUCCAGUCCCAGUAGGAAGCUGUUUCCCUACCUGGACAUGGAGCCUAUGACCACCAGUGACAGGGUGUUCGUCCUGAAGCACCGCGUGUUCCUUUUGAGGAACUGGGAGAGGGUCAGAGACAGACAGAUACGCCUGAGGAGGGGGAGAGAGGGGGAACGAGAGAAAGAUGAAGUUUCCAGCUAUGUAGCUACUGGGGACAACAACAGCCACAUCAUGUCAGGUCGACAAAUGGCGGUGAAGAAGAAGGUUGUGUGGACUAGUGAGCUCCUUCCUGAUCCCCAGUGCCCCCAUAACCCCCUCAGCACCACGCCCCAUCUCACUGAGAACAGACAACAGGAGAAAAAACAGGUGGAGGAGGAAGAGGAGGGCUGGAGGGAGGUCCGGAAGGAGCGACUGAACAACAUACUCCUGAAGCUGCGGCAGACAUGAUUGGUGAGAGAGGACAAGGAAGGAAGGAGGGGGGAAUCUCAGCUUAGUCUCUCUUCUUCCAAGUAGCUCAGUUCAGCUAACUUUGCACUAGUGUUGGGGGGAAAACGCUUCCCUGAAAUGAUUUGUUAUAAAGAUGAUUUUGGGCUUUGUUUCUGAGAGGAAUGAGGGUGUAGUUGUUUACUGUACCAUUGAGAAUGACUGACAGACGGUCAGCAGACCAGUGACAGUCUGAUUUAAUAGUCAGAGAGGGCGGAAGGGAUGGAUGGAGACCAUAGAGUCUUAAGGCUGGAUUAAAUUCGUAUUGUGGAAGAUCUGCGUUGUAGCUCGAUUUAAAUGUAAAGGAAAUGUUCCCGUGUUCUCGCAGACUACAUUCACGGUAAAUGCUGCAUGUCGGCUCAAUCUGAAAUUACCAUGACAAUAACAUUUUUUACCCCCUUUUUUGUGAUAUCCAAUUACGAUCUUGUCUCAUCGCUGUAACUACCCAAUGGGCUCGGACAGGCAAAGGUCGAGUCAUGCGUCCUCCAAAGCGUGAUCCAAGCCACGCUUCUUAACACCUGCUUGCUUAACCCGGAAUGUAUUGGAGGAAACACCAGCCAACUGACGAAGGUCAGCUUGCAGGUGCCUGGCCUGCCACAAGGUGACGCUAGAGCGCGAUGAGCCAAGUAAAGGCCCCCCUGGGCCAAACCUUCCACCAACCUGGACAACCCUGUUGUUUGCCGCCCUAUGGAACCCCAGGCUGUAGUGACACCGCAACACUGUGAUGCAGUGCCAUAGACCGCAGCACCACUUGGGAGGUCUACCUCUACAUUUUUAUGCAGAUCUUCUGCGAUACUUCCGCAAUACACAGCCUUUAGGAUUUGAUUCAAUCACUGUUGCUGAAGUACGGCGCUAUAGCGUGAUUCAAGUGUAAAGGUCAUUUCCAAUGGAGCCGACAUGCAGUUUUUAUGUGAAUUCAGUCUCUGCUAACGCGGGAACAUUGCCUUUAAUGUUCUCUUCAGCUCUACGUAUUGAAUCGGGCCUUUUAAUGUUCUCUUCAGCUCUACGUAUUGAAUCGGGCCUUUAAAGUUCUCUUCAGCUCUACGUAUUGAAUCUUUAAUGUAAAAGUGCCAUGUUGUAAAUAAACUGACGCCUAAGUGAGUUCAAUCUCCAAAAGCAAUACGUCCUGUAAGGAUUUCAGUACAAUAACUUUAAUAUCACUACCAGUACCAGCUAGAGACCCUUCUAUGUAUCAAACCAAGUAGUUUUUAUUGCCUUAGUGAAUAUGAUCAUUUCAAGAUCGUUAUAUUGUACCAAUGAUAAUGCAGUAACAUUGACCUAAGUAAUGUAAUGAAACAGUUUCAUAAUUGAUAGAUAAUAACUAAGCGUUAAAGUUAAGUCAAAGGCCUUCAUUUUGCUACAUAGUGUUAAACAUGACUAUGUUAAAUAUUGCUGAUUGUAUAUGACUUUUCUUCACCUGUAUACUUUUUCUGACCGAUGGAAUGUUCUUUUUUAUUUGGUCAGACAAUCAGGAAAAUGAAUUGAAUCUGAGAUUUGUAACCGUUCAUUUGUACAGUUCUCUUUGGUGCAGUUUCUAGUUUGACUUUGAACACUAAGUUGAAUGUUUUAUAGUUGACCUGUGUAUUUGCCUCAUCAAUAUAGUGAAGGGUUAUUUAUGUAGUUUGCAUGAAAUGUAACUUGGGGCUGGAUUCAAUCCGUAUCGCGGAAGAUCACAUUAAAGUGUAGAGGUCAUUUAUCGUGAAUGCAGUCUCCAUGAACAUUGCCUUUACAUGGAGCUAUAACGCAGAUCUCCCAUGAUACUUCUGCGAUGCAGUGAGAAUCCAGCCCUUUGUUGUACAAUUUAAAUUGCUGCUUAUAACCUGUCUUUGGAGAAAAUACCACAGAGUUCAUCUGACAGAAUGUCAUUUCAAACAUUGACCUUAUUAUCAUAAAUAAAAUAUCAAUAACAAUAAAAUGGCAUUUUUGUUUACAAAG